Messenger RNA from Grosmannia clavigera kw1407, 1539 nucleotides. RefSeq names its product nuclear polyadenylated RNA-binding protein. The transcript is spliced from 3 exons. NCBI's taxonomy places the organism in Eukaryota, Fungi, Ascomycota, Sordariomycetes, Ophiostomatales, Ophiostomataceae. The record is from RefSeq and is a predicted model, not a curated record. The coding region runs from base 1 to 1539 and encodes 512 amino acids.
AUGCCUGUCGAGGUUGCUAUGAACACGCCGUUGGCAGAGGCGCUGCAACGCGAGAUUCAGCCGAAGCUGGUGGAGUGCGGAUGGGCGCCCAGCGAUGCCAGCGAUACCACCAUGGCCGAGUAUCUGAUCUUGAUGAUCGUCAAUGGAAAGACUGAGGACGAGAUUGCUUCGGAACUAUCUAGUGAUCUUUUGAACCUCCCACCCGAAGAUGACAGCGCAAAGCAGUUUGCACGGUGGUUGUUUGAGAUAAUCGAGUCAGAGAACGCUAGAAUCAACGGCUCGGGCCAACAACAGCAGUUUGAACUGGCAUUUUCGGGCGGAGACCAGGAUAUGGAAAUGGACUUGUCUAGUGCUGAUGCACUAGGCAGCAUGAUUGCACCAUCGGGACCGAAAGCGAUGCGAAAUGGGCCCGGAUUCCGCGGCGGGCGGGACAAGCGCAUGCUUGGCCAGAUCAACCGCAAUUUGGACCGUUCCAAUGACUCGGUUCUGCACCGUGUUCGCGGUACCGAUCGCAUCAGCACACAUACGCGCGGGGGCGGCGCGGGACCGAGAGGGAGUGGCGGCGGGUUUGGCAUGGGCCGCCAACAGCGAAACAUGAACGGGAGAAAUGCUUCUGGUUUCAACCAGCAAGCCAUGGCUGCCGUCAUGUCUGCCGGUGGCCCGCAGCCGGGCAUGUCUUGGAUGGGCCCACCGGGCCCGCCAGGCCAGCCGCCGAUGCAGCCGGGUCCCAUGGAUGUAUACGCCAUGUUGGAGCAGCAGUCACGUAUGAUGCAGCAGAUGCAGGAGCAAAUGCAACAGCAACAGCAGCUGAUGCAGCAUGGCCGACGGGGCGGCUUCAAUCAGCAGAGUCGUGGCCGGCCACUGGCAGACCGGAUACAACACCCGAACCAAAACUACAGGAACAACAUGCGGAAUGGGGGUCAAAACAAUCAUGGCCAACAGGCUGAAAAUGGAGGGGAAGCACCAAAAUCGAACGGCAAGUCGCAAGAAGGCGGCGACGCUUCCGGCUCGGCCACGGGAGAGGAUGUCGACAUGGGCAGCGAGGCCGGCACACACCGCGAACCGUUGAACCCGACUGAUACGGUGUGCAAAUACAAUCUCCACUGCACGAACAAGGACUGCAAGUUUGCGCAUCAGUCACCGGCAGCACCCCCCGGCACCACGGUAGAUGUGCUUGACGUUUGCACGUAUGGUGCUGCCUGCAAGAAAAAAAAAGUGCGUGGCGCGGCACCCGUCGCCAGCCGCCCGGAUGGCGCACCAGAGCGAGCAGGACUGCAAAUUUUUUUCCCAACUGCGCGAACCCACACUGCCAAUUUCGGCACCCGUCGAUGCCGCUGUGCCGCAAACGGAGGUGACUGCGCGCACGAGGAGGGCCAGCGAGGCGUAUUUCCCGACAAGGUGUGGACGGCGGAUGGUGCUGGCAGGGACCAGCAGACGCACAUCAGCGAGCGGAAAUUCGUCGACGAGACGGCCGCAGAGGAGACCAUUCUUCCAAGUGCUGACAGGGACAUGACCAGCGAGGAAGCGACGAUCGCCUAG